Molecule: messenger RNA, 522 nt
Organism: Umbelopsis ramanniana AG
Lineage: Eukaryota; Fungi; Mucoromycota; Umbelopsidomycetes; Umbelopsidales; Umbelopsidaceae
Exons: 4
Coding region: 1-522 (173 amino acids)
Biological process (GO): N-terminal peptidyl-glutamic acid acetylation
Cellular component (GO): NatA complex
Molecular function (GO): protein N-terminal-serine acetyltransferase activity; protein-N-terminal-glutamate acetyltransferase activity
Source: RefSeq, a predicted model, not a curated record
AUGAAUAUUCGACAGGCUACAGUUGAGGACUUGAUGUCCAUGCAAAACUGCAACUUGCUCAAUUUACCAGAAAACUAUCAAAUGAAAUACUAUUUAUACCAUGCUUUGUCAUGGCCUCAGCUGUCUUAUGUUGCUGAAGAUCACAAGGGUCGAAUUGUCGGUUACGUUUUGGCCAAGAUGGAGGAGGAGCCUACUGAUGUCCCCCACGGACACAUUACAUCUCUAUCAGUUUUGCGAACAUAUCGACGACUCGGUUUAGCUGAGAAACUUAUGACUCAAUCGCAGAAGAUGAUGGUGGAAGCUUUUGGUGCUCACUACGUGUCAUUGCACGUCCGAAAGACCAACCGUGCCGCACUUUCUUUAUACAAGGAUACGCUCAAAUUCAAUGUUGAAGGAAUAGAAAAGAAAUAUUACGCUGAUGGUGAAGAUGCAUACGCCAUGCGAAAGAAUCUGAUUGAUACCAAAAAGUCAGUACCACGCGGUGUCGUAGAGGAGAUCAAUCCCGCGGUUGCUGCACACUAA